AUGGUGAUGCCCAGGGCCCUGGGGCUCCUCCUGCUUCUGGCCUCAGGUGAGGGAAAUGCCAACGCCAGCGUGGAGAUGCCGAGAAAUGUCUGCCUGGGGCUAGUCAAUGUGAACAUGUAUGAGUCCUUUCACCUUGAGAACACUGCUAAGUGCUUCCGAGAGUGCAGGCAGUGGGGGAGCAAAACCUGUCACCUGGGAAACUUGCAGAGAUACUGGCUGAACUACGAGGUCCAUCUGGUGGAGAAGAGUCAGAUGGAGACAGUGAACUUGACUUUUUUGAAGUCUUUUGUCAAGAACUUCAGCACCAACAUCUCAGAAGACCUGCACUUCUCUCUGAGCCCCUCUCAGAUUCCGAGGCAGGUGACAGGGGCCCAGCACGAGCACGAGCGCCCUGACAGAGUCCGGCUGCCCAGGAGCCUUUUCGCAUCCCUGCAGGGCAGCAGGCCAACGGUCCGCUUGGCCAUAACCGUCCUGGACAUCGGUUCGGGGAAUCUCUUCAAGGGGCCCCGGCUCAGCCUGGAGGACGGCAGCAGCGUGUUGAACAAUCACCUGGUGGGCCUGAGUUUGGGCCGUACGCCUGUGACAGGGCUGGCCGAGCCCUUGGAGAUCACCUUCUCCCACCAGCGUCAGCCUCCCAACCUGACCCUCAGCUGUGUGUUCUGGGAUGUCAAUAAAGGCUUAGCAGGAGACUGGUCUUCCAAGGGCUGCUCCACGGAGCACAGAGCCAAGGAGACUGUGUGCCGCUGUGACCACCUGACCUUCUUCGCCCUGCUGCUGAGGCCGAUCUUGGACAAGGUCACCGUGCAGGCCCUCAUACGCAUUUCCCAGGCUGGCUGUGGAGCCUCCAUGUUCUUCCUGGCCCUCACCAUUGUCCUCUACGCUGCCCUGAGGUUCUCCUGGCAGAGGCUCAAGUCAGAAGACCCACCCAAGAUCCACGUGGCCCUGAGCGUUAGUUUGUUCCUCUUGAAUCUCGUCUUCUUCACCAACGUGGGGCAUGGCGUGGAGGGGUCCGAUUCCGCCUGCUGGGCCCGGGGGGCCGUCUUCCACUACUUCCUGCUCUGCACCUUCACCUGGAUGGGCCUGGAAGCCUUCCACCUCUAUCUGCUCAUCGUCAGGGUCUUCAACACCUACUUCGGGCGCUACUUCCUGAAGCUGAGCCUCGUGGGCUGGGGCCUGCCUGCCCUAGUGGUCAUCGGCACCGGGAGUGCCAACAGCUACGGCCGCUACAGCAUCCGUGACGAGGAGAACAGAACCACACUGGAGCUGUGCUGGUUCCGCGAGAACGCUGCCGUCCCCCUCUACGUCACCGUCCAUGGCUACUUCCUCGUCACCUUCCUCUGCAGCGCGGUGGUCCUGGGCCUGGUGGCCUGGAAGAUCUUCACUCUGCCGAGUGCCAUGGCGGGCAAGAAACAGGGGCUGAACUGGAAGGCGGUCCUCACCUUGCUGGGCCUUUCGAGCCUGGUGGGCGUGACGUGGGGGCUGGCCAUCCUUACGCCCCUGGGCGUGUCCACCAUCUAUGUCUUCGCACUGUUCAACUCCCUGCAAGGCAUCUUCAUCUUCUGCUGGUUCAUCAUCCUCUACUUCCCGAAGCAGAGCGCCGUGUCCUCCUCCUCCGGUACCGCCCGACCUGACCAGGCCCACACCGUGUCUCAAGAAUAGGGGCCGCAGUGUGGCCGGGCCAGGGUGGGCCCUGCAAUCGGGACUCAGCUCUGACUCGCUGUGUGACCUCGAGCAGCUCGCUGCCUCCCUCUGGGCCUCAGUGCCCUUCUCUGUACAAUGUGGCUGCAGCGAGAGGGGGUGGGGACCAGGUUGGACCAUGUGGCUUCAAAGGUCCCAUCCAGACACAUCUAUGUGUCCUAGCGUCCACAAAUCCAGGAUCGCAGGAGUCUAAAGGUCCUACAGUCCUGAGACCCCUGCCAGCACAGAGCAUCACCCUCACCCCCAGCCCCAUACCCCACCCCCCUGCCUUCAGAGCAAAGCAGCCUGUCUCUGCCAUCGCCCACCUUCUGGUCUCAGUAAGGGCCUGAGCCCAAGGAGGGGAGUCUGUUGUUGGCACAGCCCCUUGAAAGAGCCCCCAGCCUCCCGCCUUCCUCCCUCUCAUCACUGCCCUCCCACAUCUCCACCCACUGGCUGCCUGUAGGUGAGGGACAUCCGGGAGGCAGUCGUCCCCUCAGGCACUGGGGCUUCUGUGGACUGGAGGUUUGCUUUGAGGGGGAUUGGGCCUCCCGGCCAGCUUGACCCUGGUCUCGGCCAGUCCCACCAAGGUCUAUCUUCACAGAUGAUCCCCCACCAUUCAGGGGCUGCCACCCUCCAGGUGGCUGGGGACACUGAAUUUCAGAGAAUGGCCCUUACCCAGUGGGUGUGAUACUUCAAGCAAGCCCCCCAGUCCCCACUCUGACUGCUAAGUGGGUGGCCCAACCUCUGAUCUGCUGUCACUGUGGGGUAGAGGGCACAUGGUCCAGGGCUCUGCACCCCAGAGGGCAGAGGGGCCAGGGCAGGGCAGAGGGCUGGGCUGAGCCGAGAGAAGGUGGGCGUUUCCCCCGGAAUCUGAGCUCCUACAGAGCAGGCACUUAGCCAUCCUCACUCAAGGGGUCAGCCCACCCUGAGCCUGGCGAGUUUCAGGCCCUGAAUAAAUAUGUGUUGGCUGAAUGGAUGGGUGUGUGAGUGGGGCCCUGAGCCAGGGGAGUGUCUCAGGCCAGACCCAGCUUGGGUAUGUCGCUUCCAGUGGCUGGGCCUCCAUUUUACAACCAUGAGCUGCUUUCCUUGGUAAGAAACGAAAAGAGGCAGAGAUAAUAGAGAUAGAGAUAGAGAGAUGGAGAGAGAGAGAAUUAACAGAUAAGCAGAUGCAGAAAGACAGCAGGGAGGGGAGAACAUUGGUGUCCACCCUCCCUGGAGUCCCCAGCCAGACUCCCUGGAGUCUCACCCCGCGUGUUCAUACCCUCCUCUAGCCUUGACUUACUAACCACCUGGAAGUCUCACCAUCCCUACCCAGCCCCCACCCUCUCCAGCGGGCUUUGUGGCCGGUCAGGCACUCUCCACAGGUGAGAAGUUAUUAUUAGACGCCCCCCACAGCCCCUGGGCUGCCAGCCCGCCUCCCCUCCCAGAUGCCAGAUGCUGAUCAGACUGCAAUGGAUCCCUUUCUCCCUCCUCCCACCCAGCAAACAUGAAAGACAAGAAGGCAGGGGCCCUUGUUUUACACGAGUCGCUGCAUUCCUGGAGGGGAAAUUCUGGGGUGUGGACACUGCAUCAGUUGAGCCACACUAUCAGUGUUUGUGGACAUGUUUGGUGGGUUUUGGGCUUAUCUUCACAGACGUGUGUUCCUCACACUAAAGGUCUUGGCUCCCUUCCCCCAGAGUCUCAGAGUUACGAACCUGUGCUUGGAAAGAACAGCAGCUCCAGUGUCUGACAGGCCUGGGUUCAAAUCCUGGCUCUGCUACUCAGGGGCUGUGUGACCCUGGGAGUGUCACCUCACCUCUCUGAGCCUCAGUUUCUCCCUUGGUAAAAUGGAGAUCAUAAAGUCCUCGCUUUGUCCUGAGAGCAUUAAGUGAGGUGACAAAAGUAAAGGGCCUGGCAAGGACUCAGCAGAAGUUAGUUGGCCCCCCGAGACCCCUUCAGCUUAAGGAAAAACCAGGUGGAACCCUUGUGUAAAGCGAAUCAUGACCCUCUGCAGCCUGCAUGUAAAACAGGAGAGGCAUACAGGGUAAAGCUCCUUCCAGAGUCCUUCUACAGCUCUGCCAAGUGGACCAGCCCCGCGUGGGGAUGAGGAGAUGGAGGCCCAGCGAGGCCCAGCGACCUGCCCAAGGCCGCUCUGCGAGCUGGGCUGAAGUUAAGGCUGGGGCCUCCUCCCAAAGCCUUCCCUGGGUUCAAGAAUCAUCAGCUCAUCCUCCACCCCCGAGUCCCAACGGAAACCCUGGUCUGUAGCUUUUCCAGAUGUGCUCAGUGGGAUGUGGGUCCAAAAACCCACAAGCCCCGGAUGGGCGGGGUUUCCUGACGCGGAUGGAGAGGGCAGAUGGGAGUGGAGCUGACGGCGGGGCUGCGCUCCCUCUCCGGCGGGCUCUCAACUCCAGGGCCAGGCAGGGGCUGAGGGGCUGGGGUCCCUCACUGCCUGGGGUCAGUGCAAAAGCAGCUCCAAGUGCCAAGCUGAGCAUGUUCUAAGACCAAGAGGGGCUAUGGCGAGAGUGCGCCCCAAGGCCCAGCACGGAUAGGCAGGGUUCCCCUGUCAUCGAACGGUAACAAUAGCAACCAAGGAGGCGGCCGGCCCGUUGUUCAGAGCACACACUCUGAGGUCAGCCCGCCUGGUCCCAAUUCUGCCUCAGCGACUUGCUGUGGACCAGUUCCUCCCCUCCUGAGCCUGAAAGGCAGGGGUCGCAGCCGCUGCCCCGACGGCUGAUGCGGGAUUAAACGAGACGCUGGCGGAGAGGGCUGCCCAGUGCCCGGCCCGCCCCGCCCCGCGUGAAUGGGACCAAGCCAGAGUUCUGCCGUGGCCGUCACCUUCUCAGCCCUGGGCCGCAGGAGUCCUCUGUGUGCUGUAGGGAGGGCCCCCCACUGUACCUCCGUGCCUGGUUUUCUCUGGUCUGCCCCAAUUUCUUCAUUCCUGCUAUUUUUCAUUACAAUAUAAUAAAUGUACAGGAAAUAAGAA
Molecule: messenger RNA, 4639 nt
Organism: Diceros bicornis minor
Lineage: Eukaryota; Metazoa; Chordata; Mammalia; Perissodactyla; Rhinocerotidae
Gene: ADGRG3
Product: adhesion G protein-coupled receptor G3
Exons: 12
Coding region: 1-1659 (552 amino acids)
Biological process (GO): cell surface receptor signaling pathway; adenylate cyclase-activating G protein-coupled receptor signaling pathway
Cellular component (GO): membrane
Molecular function (GO): G protein-coupled receptor activity
Source: RefSeq, a predicted model, not a curated record